Messenger RNA from Pestalotiopsis fici W106-1, 933 nucleotides. RefSeq lists its product as uncharacterized. Gene Ontology annotation, molecular function: superoxide dismutase activity; metal ion binding. The transcript is spliced from 2 exons. The record is from RefSeq and is a predicted model, not a curated record. Gene Ontology annotation, biological process: superoxide metabolic process. NCBI's taxonomy places the organism in Eukaryota, Fungi, Ascomycota, Sordariomycetes, Amphisphaeriales, Sporocadaceae. Bases 1 to 933 code for a protein of 310 amino acids.
AUGUUCAAGCCGAGAUUACGGAUACCCCGAGUGAGCCUGCCAUCGACGCAGCGCCAGGCCCCUGCCUCUCGGUUCUUCGCCCGCCGCGAUCUGCAUACCGUGCCAGGUCUUUCCAUUGCCGGCUCGCCGUCGACCGAAGGUAUCCGCGGUCUGCUGUCCGAAGAUGGCUUCAACCUCGCCUACACACAAUAUAUGCAAUUUGCAACCGAGAAGCUCAAUAUCUUGACUGCAGGUACCGAGCUCGAGCAGACGCCCACGAGGCAGAUCAUCAACAGGACAGCGCGCGAACCCUCGCAAGCCCCCAUUUUCAACUAUGCCUCCAUGUUGCACAACAACCACUUCUUCUUUGACACCCUAAAGGCCAAAGAGGAGCCCACGACCCAGCAGCGCGAAGCCGGCGAAGAGCCCCAGAACCCGAUACCAGCUCAGCUCAAGACCUCCCUCGAGGCGUCCUUCAGCUCCAUGGAGACGCUGCGCCUCGAGAUGAGCGCCAUUGCCAACUCCAUGUUCGGCCCGGGCUUCGUCUGGCUCGUCAAGGUCCGCAAGGCCGAGUCGUACCGCAUCCUCACCACCUACCUGGCCGGCUCGCCCUACUCGGACGCCCACUGGCGCCGCCAGCCCGUUGACGCCAACACCAUGGAAGGCCCCGCCUCGUCCGAGAAGACGGGCUUGGCUUCCGAGUACCUCGACCGUUCUGGUCUCGGUGCCGGCGCCAGCAACGGCUCCCAGUGGAGCAAGAACGUUGCACCCGGCGGUAUCGAUGUGACCCCGAUCCUCUGCCUCAACACGUGGGAGCACGUAUGGCUCCGAGACUACGGCAUCGGCGCUGGUGGUUACGGUGGAAAGAGGCAAUUUGUUGAGAACUGGUGGGAGUGCAUUGACUGGGAGAAGGUGAGCAACAUUGCCAUGCCCAAGAGGGAACUCAGGGUAUAA